CAUCACAAAUGGCCGAUCGGUGACGUCGUUUGGCAUCCCCCUGUUGGGAGGAGAUUGGAAGAAUUGCUCACCAUCCUGAGCUUAGGGAUAGGAGUCACGUUUGAGAAAGGUAACACAUUGAACUUUGCCAGCGUUUGGUCCUUCUGGCAAAGGAAGGGAAGGCAUCUGGGACCAUGAGUGAGAAUGGCCCUCGAACAGAGGUGCCAAUGUACUUUGAGGUGGAGGUGGAUCACCUGGGGCGGGAAGAUGAAGAGGAGGAAGACAAGGUCCACGAUGACGAACUGAUCGCGGACCCUUCGUCCUCAUCUGGUCGUGUGUACGACCGCACCACAGUGCUCAUUGAGCGAGACCCCAUCCGACUGGAUGAGGAAGGCGAAGAGGAGGGCCAUUGUGGUGGCGACGAAGAUGGAGUCACCUUUUUAACUGAAGGGGAGGGGGAUGCAGAUGAGGAAGGAUCUCUGGCCUUCAUGGCUGACCCUGAUGGGAUGUCGCAGGGCUACGUGCAUCACACGAUUUCUCCCAAUCAGAUCCAGUUCACUAUAAAUCCAGGCUCCACCCCAAUGCCACGCAACAUAGAGGGCGCUACGCUCACCUUGCACUCCGAGUGCCCAGAGACCAAGCAGAGGGAGGUAAAACGCUAUCAGUGCACUUUUGAAGGCUGCACUCGGACCUACAGCACUGCGGGAAACUUGCGGACACACCAGAAAACGCACCGAGGCGAGUACACGUUUGUGUGCAAUCAGCAGGGAUGCGGAAAGGCCUUCCUCACCUCCUACAGUCUCAAAAUCCAUGUCCGUGUUCACACAAAAGAGAAGCCUUUUGAGUGCGACGUGCAGGGCUGUGAAAAGGCCUUUAACACGCUAUACAGGCUGAAGGCACAUCAGAGACUUCACACAGGCAAGACAUUCAACUGUGAAUCGGAGGGAUGCACCAAGUACUUUACCACACUGAGUGAUCUGAGGAAGCACAUCCGCACUCACACUGGGGAAAAGCCAUUUCGUUGUGAUCACGAUGGAUGUGGGAAAGCCUUUGCUGCGAGUCAUCAUCUAAAAACACACGUACGGACCCACACAGGGGAGAAGCCAUUUAACUGUCCUAGUGAUGGCUGUGAGAAGACGUUUAGCAGCCAGUACAGUUUGAAAAGUCACAUCCGGGGCCACGACAAAGGACGGCCCUUCACCGUCACCAUCACCCACCCACACUCUGAAGAUGCAAAUCACUCGCUGUGCCUCAGUGACUUGAGUCUCAUCUCUACAGACUCGGAGCUACGAGAGAACAUCAAUAAUGCUCAAAACUCGGACCUUAACAAUGCGACUCCCAUAAAAAUAUUUGAACUCAUGUUCCAGAGUCCUGAAAACAGCAUCAGCCAAGAUGAUCCCCAUUCCAUCAGUGAAACCUUCUGUAUAGAAACCUCUGCCCAACCAGGAGGGACUGAUGUCUCACCUGUAAUCUCCUUUUCUAUCAAUCCUACCUCCUCAUCAUCCAACAAUGUUGCUGUCGUGGAGGCCUCUUCCCAACGCAUUCAAAGCCCAUCCUCUCAGACACACACUCCUGCUCCUGUCACUGUUGGUGUCAGCGCAACACAAAACCCCUCUUUCAUCCAACUAAGUGGAGCUCAGCCGAUUCCAGAUGUGCCUCAGGCUUCUGUCCAAGCAUCGAACCAACACUAUGUGGCGCUGCCUCCCACAUUCCUGCAGUCAGAAAGCGCUACUCAGACUUCUCCUCCACCGCAGCCCAUCUCUGCUCACCCUCCAGCUCUGACGUCCACAGCUCCAGCUUCUACAGCCACAGCAGCUGAUGGUCUGCCAGCUGCGGCUCAACCUGUGCCUUUGGCCGGCUGUGAUGUCACCAACACUGCUCCCGGUCAGGCUGCAGCUCCUGCCACCAUCACCAUAGCAUCAACACCCAACAUGCUGCAGCCUGGCCUUGUCAUGUCGGACCAGAACCUUCAGUGGAUCCUCAGCAGCGCUGCCAACAGCCAGCAGAACCCUGAGCAAGCAUCUCAUCAAGGAGCUCCAAAGGUGGAAAAGGUUUUCUUUACUACAGCCAUACCAGUUGGGGGAAAUGCUGGUAACUCUGUCCAGCAAAUCGGCCUCAGCCUGCCCGUCAUCAUCAUCAAACAGGAAGAGUCCUGCCAGUGCCAGUGUGCCUGCAGAGACUCUGUGAAAGAAAAGACUGCAAAGAGUGCCUCCUCCAACAUCUCAGCUUCCUCACAGCAGCAAACUGCAGAGCCCACUCCCCAGCUGUCAUCUGAGCCUUCACUCCAUUCAACCACUUCAUCUUCCUCGUGCUGCCUCCCCAAGUCUUCCUCCAAGGUGGGUGAGCCGAGGCCAGAGGCCCCCUCUUCUUCCUCCGCUGCUGCAGCUCAGAGUUUCCCCCCUGUUGUGGGCAACACUGCCACCAACCCACCCCCACCUGAUGGGUUGGCCAAUAUGGACGUCUCAGACUUCCUGUCCAUGCAGAGCCCUGAGACUGCCGCCAACUUCGAAGCUCUGCUGCUGGUUGCGGAAGAUUUUAAUAUAACCACUGACAACGGCCAUUGAGUCAGGCACAUCAUUUUCCUAUUCCACUCGCAGCUGAGAGGCCUCAUCUAUCAACCUGUAUAGUUUGUGCAUGCUAAACCCUCUGUCUGUGCAGUGCAUUCUGUACUGUGUGGCAUAUAAGCAAAUGUUUCUGAUUUAUUCUCAAUGCAGUAAGUUGUUAGUUUGCUUAGAGAUUUAGCAGCCUUUAGGCUAAUUCAUUCUGAUAGGCAGUUGAUCCUUUGUGGAAAACAAUAGUUGUAUAUAUUAUAUUUAUCUAUUAAAAAGAUGAUGGAAUAACUGUUGUCAAAGCACUGAAAAUGUAAAUGGCUCAGGUUAUAACUGAGCGGUAAGGAAAAAUGAUCUGUAUAUCUUGGUACUGUACCUUAGGUCCUAUCAGACGCUUCAAACUAGUAUGCAACUGACCAGAAUGCACUGUAUAUUGGAGGAAUUUGCUCUUUUUUUGAUUUAAAGCAUCAUUUAGCUUGUAUGAAGUGGUUCCCUUAGAAUGUAGUGUUGAAAAACGUAUGUAAUCAGGAUACUAAUUAAGAGAAGAACCUAUAAUCAUCUCUGCCUGUUUUUUAAUGGCAUUAAGUCAGUUGCCUCCAACUUUAACUUAACUUGUGUAUUUUAAUUUAUUUAAAUGAUUUUGUUUACUGAAAAGAACUUAAAAGUAAUCUAGUAAUUUAUUUCAAUCAGGUCUGCUUUCAAGUUUAGCUUAUUUUGUCAGUGAUAUACUGAAUGAGUUCUAGUUUAACGUACGGUGAAGCAAACCAUCGCCUGCAAGAUACGACCACACCUAAACUACUGUCACCAUCCCAUGUUUUUAGGGUUGUUACCCUCUCAGGGAUGCAUGAAGUCAAAACUGAUCCUGGUCCCCCCCCCCCCAGUUCAUUAGACAUAUUUCCUUUCACCAAAAGGCUCACACCUGCAGUAGCCCUAUGUUUUGCUGCACUAUUCCCUGUUUUUUGCACAAUUUUCAGAAUAAUUUCACAGCUUGUUGGCUGAGAGGCGACACCACUAGAAACGUUUUGUAUACAACUGCUGUAAAGUAGCAAUUAAACCUGGUGUCUGGAGACAUUUUAAAUAGAGUACAUUUUAGUGUAAUCUUUGAAAACCUCAUAGAAUUCAGGAUUUGUAUUUUUGUAUAGAAUUCUGAGCUAAGAGUUUGAAGCUAAUGUAUCCUGCAUCUUUCCACCCCAGUCACAUGUAGUUUUUGUUUUUUGCUGUUUAUUUGAAAUGUUCUGGGCUUCUGUAUAGACACCCUUUGUAUCAAAAUAUGUAACUAUACCCUGUUAAUAAGAAUAUAAUUGAACAGUAUUGUUUCACAUGGGACACAAUGCAAUGACAGCUUAGUUCAUCUCCUGCAGGUUUUUGUAUGGAAGCUCCUUGGCCUUACAAACCAUUCUGUAAGCCUCUUUGCCUUGACCAUUUCUCCUUUAGAUGCCAAAAUGUUCAGUUCACCUCUGAUCUUCCUGAGCAGAUUAUUUUGGCCAAAAAGUUCAGGUUUACUCAGAUUUUUAUUAAACAUUUGUUUAGUUGAACAGACAUGGAAAAAAAAAGUAAUGAACUGUUAUAUGAUGGAUCAGCAAACUGUUCAUAUGUCAAAAUUAGCAAAUCAGACCUUCAGUCUUUGAGAAGCAGAAUUUUCAGAUGAGUCCUGAGUCAUUCAACUCUGUGCUGGUCUCCUUUAGAAAAACUGUAGUGCUGAAGAAAUUGAAAGCCACCACCUCUUUAAAAGGAAACAUUAUUGAUGCUUUAGGGUUAAGAAUUUUUUUUUUUCAAAAUCCCAAUCCU
This is a messenger RNA of Cyprinodon tularosa, 4316 nucleotides long. It is a transcript of the gene mtf1, whose product is annotated as metal-regulatory transcription factor 1. Gene Ontology annotation, cellular component: nucleus. Bases 174 to 2543 code for a protein of 789 amino acids. Gene Ontology annotation, molecular function: RNA polymerase II cis-regulatory region sequence-specific DNA binding; DNA-binding transcription activator activity, RNA polymerase II-specific. Gene Ontology annotation, biological process: positive regulation of transcription by RNA polymerase II; central nervous system development. The transcript has 11 exons. Lineage: Eukaryota; Metazoa; Chordata; Actinopteri; Cyprinodontiformes; Cyprinodontidae. The record is from RefSeq and is a predicted model, not a curated record.